CUCCUGGACUAAGAGACAAACAUGGAGAUCACCAUGGAAGACGAGAACAACAACUCCUCUCCAAACUUUGAGUACAAAGGAGCCCACCAGGCGUUCAGGGACCGCUGGAAGGAGACGGACGACACCAUGUGUCGCCACAGCAUGUCCUUCCACCUGCACCACACGCUCAGGAGCGAGUUCUUCGCCAGCUACCUCUACCUGGUGGAGAAGAUCCCCCUGGUGAAGCUGUUCCCGGUCACCUGCGAGUACAUCAAAGGUGAGAAGCAGUUCUACUACAGGGCUCAGAAGUUCUACGAGGACGUCCCAGCCUCGGAGGAGGGCAUGAUGGGAGAUUUUGUGGAGAUAUGCAACGUGGACCUGGAAGGUUCCCGCCAGUUUCUGAAGAGGUUUGUGGGACCUGGAGGGGCGGGGACGCAGUGUGCUUUGGACUGCGGCUGUGGGAUCGGACGUGUGACCAAAGGCGUCCUCCUUCCUGUGUUUGAGAAAGUAGAGAUGGCGGACAUGAUGGAGCACUUCCUGCUCCACGCGCACGAGGAGUAUCUGGGUGCCGACGCCGACCGGAUCGAGACCUACUACUGCUUCAACCUGCAGGAGUUCACGCCGCCGAAGGACAAGUACGACGUGAUCUGGAUGCAGUGGGUGGCGUGUCAUCUCACCGACAAAGACCUGAUGAACUUCCUGUUCCGCUGUAAGAAGAGUCUGCAUCCGAACGGCGUCAUCAUCAUGAAGGACAACAUGGCCCGGCAGGGCUGCAAACUGGACCCCAUCGACAGCAGCAUCAGCCGCCACCUGGACAUCAUGAAGGCCAUCAUCGCCAAGGCCGGCCUGGAGGUCCUGGCCGUGGAGAAGCAGGAGGGCUUCCCGGAGAUCAUCAUGCCGGUCUGGAUGGUCGCCAUGAAGUAGAACCAUCAGACCAUUGUUGGAUGAACGCUCGUGUUCUGGUUCUGCGGGUCUGACUCACGUUUUAAUCCUGAAGCAGUGCGGACACCCAGCCGGGUUCUGCUCAGGAACUUUUUCCCCGCUCUGCAGCAGAACCUCAGCAGGAAGUAGAACCAACGGGUCGCAGAACUCUGACAGGUUCUGUGUCUCCAUGACGUUAAAGCUCAGAACCUCUGCGCUCCCGGUGGAACCGUUUCACAAACAGAACCCUAAAACUCACCAAACACGUGAUCUGGUUUCAGCUCCACUUUUAAAUUACUUGAAGAAAACGAACUUGCUCUGGAUGGAAACGAAGCAGAAUGAAACCCAAACUACGAUCCUCCUUCAAUAAAACCUAAAAGAUCUUUUUAUCCGUCAGAAACAAACCCCGACUUGUCACGUGGUUUUUAAUAAACAGUCACCAACAACAGCCUGAACACAAACACCCAACACUGAACAGAACCAACAGGGACGGCCCGUCUGAACA
Messenger RNA from Nematolebias whitei (Rio pearlfish), 1405 nucleotides. RefSeq names its product N-terminal Xaa-Pro-Lys N-methyltransferase (gene ntmt2). Bases 22 to 903 code for a protein of 293 amino acids. Gene Ontology annotation, biological process: N-terminal protein amino acid methylation. Gene Ontology annotation, cellular component: cytoplasm. Gene Ontology annotation, molecular function: N-terminal protein N-methyltransferase activity. Lineage: Eukaryota; Metazoa; Chordata; Actinopteri; Cyprinodontiformes; Rivulidae. The transcript has 4 exons. The record is from RefSeq and is a predicted model, not a curated record.